Messenger RNA from Perca fluviatilis (European perch), 1442 nucleotides. It is a transcript of the gene gskip, whose product is annotated as gsk3b interacting protein. Gene Ontology annotation, biological process: regulation of canonical Wnt signaling pathway. The record is from RefSeq and is a predicted model, not a curated record. Gene Ontology annotation, molecular function: kinase regulator activity; protein kinase A binding. The transcript is spliced from 3 exons. The coding region runs from base 142 to 543 and encodes 133 amino acids. NCBI's taxonomy places the organism in Eukaryota, Metazoa, Chordata, Actinopteri, Perciformes, Percidae. Gene Ontology annotation, cellular component: cytoplasm.
CUGGUAAUCCACAAAUUUGAUGCUCAGCAGUUACCUAUCUAACGCAAGGCAACGCUCAUUUGACUAAACCCUGUCCAACGGAGAGCUCCGAGUUGGCUGGAAGCUUCCACAAGCCGGAAGAACAAAACCAGCGAGGAGGGGAUGGAGAUAGACUGCCAGCCCGAGGAAUCCAUCGUCUCUUCAUUUGAUGAGGACUGCGUUGUGCUUGGUGAUGUCAAAGACAUGAUGUUGGAGGCAGAAGCAGUGGUCAAUGACGUACUUUUUGCCGUUGCUGAAAUGCAUGUGUCACAAAGUCUCAACAGCAUGUCCGAUGUGGCCUACAUAAACGUGGAAACAAGAGAGGGAAACCGGUAUUGUCUGGAGCUCACAGAGGCAGGACUAAGGGUGGUGGGCUACGCCUUCGAUCAAGUGGACGAGGAUUUGAACACCCAGUAUCAUGAGACUGUAUACUCUCUUCUAGACAAGCUAAGUCCAGGUUACAGAGAAGCCUUUGGGAAUGCUUUGCUCCAACGUCUGGAGAGGCUGAAGCAAAACGGACAAUAAGAAUGACCAAGAUGCUGCAUACGUUGACAAGUGGAAUAGAGGUUGAUGAUGUUGGUGUAUUUGGCUUUAUGCCAAUAAGAACCAAGUCUGGUCAAAUAUUAUAGCCCCUUAUGUGACAUCCACCUGCCUAGCUACCACUACAAUAAGGGGUACCCUGCUCUAUCAACUGCAAAAAAAAUUAUCAUCGAAUGACUUCAUGUUAGUUUCUCAACUUUAGUGACUGCUAGGGAUUGGUUGGAUGGGGGAUGUUGCAACAUUGUGUUGACUUUACUGGGGAAAGAUCUUCCAGCUUCCGUGUGAUACAAAUUUGCAACUGCGUACAUUGAAAAUUCUGCACAUUUUUGUACUCAUCAAAAUAAUCGGAGGAGGCAGCACGUUAUAGAAAUAUUGAUCAAGUUUCCCUCUCUGCCCUGCUUGCACUACAGCUGACGACCGAGAUCUGCUCAAAUACACCCAACUAGUUUUUAUUCAGCAAGUGUCUGAAAGAACCAAAGCUAUAUUCUUUCAACUCAUACUGCCUUAAUGACCGACUUUAGGUUAGAAAAGUACAAAUAAAAUGCAUUGACUUGUGUCAACUUAUUUUGUAUUGGCGUGAGAUAAGGUAUUUUGUGGGGCUGACAUUUCACAUGGAACUUCUUUGAAUAGUUUAAGAUAGCUAGCACUGUAUACAAUACCAAUUAAUUGUUUGGAUAUUACUUACUCCAUACUACAUUGAAACUCAAGGUUGCGUUUCAAGCUUUUACUGUAGAGCUGCUUUAAAAAUAUUGGUUUAUUGUGCAUGUGACCUGGUUCCUAAGUCAGUGUUAUGAAAUCUAUUUUAAGAAAACUUGUUUCUUUUGCAAUCGUACCGAGUUCUUUUCUGCUGGCCUUCGCUCGGACUAAUAAAUUCUCAGAAUGAC